CCGUAAUAUAACCAUGAAGCACAAUCCAUACCUCUUAUUUUCCGUCAUUAUCUUGGUGUGGCACAAAGAUAGGAGAUUAAUGGCGGAUGAGAACCAGAACGAGUUGACACUGCCUGAGCUUCACCUUCCUCCUGGCCUCUCAGCUGACACUGUAGCCAAGGUGUUAACAAGUGUACUGCUUCGUCAAGCUUAUUAUCAAACAUGUCCAUGGGCUCAGUGGCUUCUUCUUGCAACACUGGAAAUUCUACAUGGCCAUCCUGUUCCAAAGCUGGACUCGGACACACUUCAUAUACUGCAGGGAACAGAGAAGGGACUCAACUCUUUGGAUAAUCAAAAUUUUACUCAUGCAGUUGACUCAGAACUGAAAAAAGGUCCUGAUGCUUGCCCUGGCAAUGAUCUUAAAUCAAAGAAUGAAACUGUGCCUGAUGGAAAGACAACUGGUAUAGAAAGAUAUAAGAGUACUCGAAGGAAGUCAGCUAGAAAUACUGCAUUUCCUCAUGUAGAAGAAACUAUCCACAGUAACUGGGUCUCAAACAAACAUGCUUCUGUGGAAAAAAAAGUACUUUGUAAAGAUGUUGGGGUUCAGGUGACCCCAAGAAUCAUGGACACAACUUGCACCAAAUGUGUUGGGGUUGAGGUGUCCCCAGGAAUCAUGGGCAUAACUAGCAACAAAUUGGUACAGGUAAAGAAUGGUUUGCAAAUUCCACAGAGUUCUCAGACCAAAGGUUCAAUGGACACAAGGGAUACAGAAUCUCAAACUGAAGAAAGAGAGCUUUUGAAAAGUUUCAGUAGAAUUUGCAGUGAUAAAGAAGUACAAACACAUUUUAUCCGCAGUAACUAUUCAAGCACACCGCCAGAACUGGGAGAGCAUUUUGCAAAGAUGAGAUGGAAGUUAUUUCCAUUGUCUGGUUUACCUGAAAGAAAACUUGCUGGGAAAAGUAUGUAUAAUGUUUAUGCCAAUGCUCCUCCCGUGCAGUUUUUGAAGGAUUCUUUUGUGACAAACAAAGACACAGAGGUUGCAGUUUAUCCUGAAAAGAUGACUGAUUUGAUGAAAUUUAAGAGCUCCUCAUCUACUGAGGAAUGCAACAUUCCUGUUAAUAAGGAGCUAAAUAUUAGAUUGUUUCAUGGGAGGCCGUUGGUUGAUUCCCGGAGUAAAAAAGAUGCUGCCGGAAUUCCCAUUGAAAGGAUCAGUGGAUUAGUGGACUUGGGGUUGCAAGAUCCUAGACAAUUAAAGGAUCCUUGACCAGUCUUCAGAUUAUAAACUUUAUGUGAUCAGGUAUUUUAAUACUUUAAUGUCAUUUGAGUAAUACCAUAUAAUUAUACAGUACUGUAUUACUAUUUUUAUAUUGCUGCGCAGGCAGUAUAUAGUUUUCAAGUACAGCACCCUUUACUGUAUUUCAUAUUUUUUUAAGCUUUAAACUACUUUUAUGGCAAAAUUUCAUAAAUUUUCAUUGACCAAAGGAGUUUUCAUUCCUAUGUUAGAAACAUACAGUACAGUACUGGUAUAUUAUACAGGUGAAAGUCUGGGAUGGCCCUAACACUUCUUCACAUACCACAGGUGUCAGUACGGUAGUUUUAUUGUUAAUUGUAGUCUGAAUUUUUUUUCUGUUCAUAUUUCAUCUGCUAAUUCAUGUGUCUGUCACUCAUGUACAGUAGUUUAUGUUGUUCCAGUACACUACACUUUUUCUGUUCCUCAGUAUAACUUAGAGUUUACAAGAUGUACUUCUGUUUCUCUGGUUCUUUUCAUUGUGACUAACAAAUGGCACAUUAGUUUAUAUUCACAGAUGAGUGUCUUAGAUGGAAGAAUUUUUUCAGUUGC
Molecule: messenger RNA, 1819 nt
Organism: Homarus americanus (American lobster)
Lineage: Eukaryota; Metazoa; Arthropoda; Malacostraca; Decapoda; Nephropidae
Exons: 3
Coding region: 14-1243 (409 amino acids)
Source: RefSeq, a predicted model, not a curated record